Molecule: messenger RNA, 2086 nt
Organism: Chaetomium fimeti
Lineage: Eukaryota; Fungi; Ascomycota; Sordariomycetes; Sordariales; Chaetomiaceae
Exons: 2
Coding region: 130-2064 (644 amino acids)
Source: RefSeq, a predicted model, not a curated record
AAUGAAACCAAAUGACCAACACCCAACCCAAGGUCGAAGUUAGGUACCCAACACCCAGGACCCAACACCUAGAACCCAACGACUAACAACUACCAACAUCCAAUACGGCGGGCUGACAACUUGAAAAAAAUGACCCAAAACAUUCAUGUUACCGAAAGGCAGCCCCCGGGGCGAGCACACAGUGUUGGUCUUGUCGGCCUCCCUCCUCACAUCCGUCGUCGCAUAUACCUCCACGCGGGUGUGGCACGGUUUGACGGCCACCCAUACACGUACCUUUUGGGCGGCCGCAACAGGUCGGUUCGGUUGGUUAGCAUUCAGCUUGCACCAGACCCUUCCAACUUUCAAUCUCCUCCGACGCGCAACUUCGCCGGCCUACUCCGAUCUUGCCGUGCCCUGUACGUCGAGACAGCAGCUCUAUUCUAUUCGGCCAACCGAUUUGUCGUCUUCUACUCGCCUCGGGACUCAUUCAAAAACCUUCGCGCUCUGUCACCAACAUCCCUCGCGUCUCUGACCAGUUUAAAGAUCGUUCUCAACCAGUCAUGCGACGAGCCGAUUGACCCGUCACGGUUUCCUCCAUAUUGCUGGUGCUGGGACCAUCCAGACGAGUCCUGGUCUGCCAACCAUCAUUGUUUCAAAGACCGCUGGCCGCGCCAUGGUGCUCAGCCCCGUGAUGGCCAGCACCGCCGUCCCUUGCUGGACCAUCCCCCGGCCUCCCAUUUGACCGUUUCCACAUCGGCCGAGCAUGAAGUCCAGGCUAUGACGGGCGAGUGGUCCGAUGCGGUGGCCUCCAUAUCGCCCCAUAUCGGCAUUGGGCGUCUCGAACUGUUCUUUGUUUGCGAUAUCGACCCUCAGAACACAUACGCAUUGGAAGCAGCCCGGCUUGCUCUCGCCCCGGUCACCCUCUUCCCACGUCUCAGAGACUGUCAUGUACGGUUGUCCAAAAAGCCCAGCUACGCGCUUCAGCAGGUUGCCCAAGCUGCAGUCCUCCAGGCCUGCGACAAAGCCUCCCCCGCCCGACUUGGCCCUGCCGACCUCAAAAGAUCCUCGGCUCUGACAAACCUUCCGCCUGAGUUGCGUGUCCGUAUCCUCGAGUAUACCGACCUUAUAACCCCCUGGAAAGAGGUUACAUGGAGUAGACAACAUCGCGGCUACCAACUAGUUCAGUCGCUCUGCUCCGCCUUCUCGUCGCGUGAUAAUGGGAAGUGCCCAGCUGAUGUUCACAAUGGUUGCCGGCUGCACCGUUGCGACCCCGACCUGGAUGCCGACCUGGGUUAUGCACCAUUAACUGGUUGCUGCUUUUGUCGCGUUAGACAUUCUGCAGCAUCCUUCGCUUGCAAUUGCUGGGCUCCUCCGACGUACCUGUUUCUCAUCUGCCGCACCCUGUACCAGGACGCCGAGUUCGUCUUCUUUUCCCGCAACCGCUUCAUCGUCCACGACUUCCACGCAAGGGAGCCCUGCACUAGCACCGAAAGCUACUACCCAUUCGACCGUCUCGCCGCGUCCGAGUUCCUUCGGGACAUCAUCCCCACGCACUGCCUGGCUCACCUCCGUUUUCUCGAGCUAGUAUUCCCCCCCUACGUGCCCCACGGCUGGCCCGGUAAGGAUCACCCCGCGAUACUGGACUGGGUCGCCACCGUCGGCUGGGCACGGAGCCGGAUCAACGCACCCGCGCUCACCCUCCGCGUCGUCAUGGCCGACUUCCACACUGGCCCGGCCACGGGCCGUACCGUCAUGACCGAGGCUCUGGUAGACGGUAUCGGCAUAGGGCAAAGUUGUAUUUUCAAUCCUCUGAAGCCCUUGAUCAGGGAGGAGGGUGGUCUAGCAAACUUCUACAUGCAGGUGGCACACCCCGCGAGAUGGACCGAGGAUUUCCUUUACCUUGUUCAUCGCGCGGAGGUAACCGGUGACCACGAGUUCCUGGAACGGUUGCACCGCGAUUUCAAUGAGGCGAUUGAGCGCCGUGUGCGGGGCCCAGCGGGCUUGAGACGAGGUAAUCGGGACAACGCUGAGCCGAGCGAGAGCACCUGGCAACGCUGGCGUGGGGUGGACCUUCACAGCGCUUAAAACGUUCAAGAUAGCAUUGUAC